Pristis pectinata (smalltooth sawfish) is the source of this 3828-nucleotide messenger RNA. RefSeq names its product V-set domain containing T cell activation inhibitor 1 (gene vtcn1). The record is from RefSeq and is a predicted model, not a curated record. Bases 169 to 885 code for a protein of 238 amino acids. The transcript has 6 exons. Lineage: Eukaryota; Metazoa; Chordata; Chondrichthyes; Rhinopristiformes; Pristidae.
UUUCAAUUUCCUUAUUAUCGUUGCCUUUACCAGCCGUGGACCGGGACCGAGUUUGAGAAGACCUUGGGACAGGGACUAAAAAAGGUUUUCUGUUAAACCGUGGACCGGGACCGGGACCGAGUUUGAGAAGACCUUGGGACAGGGACUAAAAAAGGUUUUCUGUUAAAGAUGAUGUACUUCAGUACUCUGGUGUGUUCCUUGUUGCUCGCUUCUGUCGAUUCAUUCCAAAUUUCCUGUGAGCAGGCAACAGAUGUGGAAAUUGGGAAAGAUGUCACCUUCAAUUGUACAUUUGAGUGCGAUGGCACAUGUACUCCAACAGUGAAAUGGGAGAAGGAUCAUGACGCUGGAAUCUUGUAUGAGUACAAAGAAAGUAAAAGUGAUUUCAGCAAACAGCAUGCCAACUACUCAGGAAGAAUUGAAGUUUCUACAGACUCAAUUAACAAUGGAAAAGUAUUUCUGACAUUGAAGAAUGUUAGUAUUUGGGAUGAAGGAACUUACAUUUUCAGAAUUAGCACUGAUGGUGGAUUCGGAAAGGAAGACGUUCAUCUAUCUGUUUGGGCUAAUAUGGAUGAUAUCCAUAUUUUCUGGGAAUCCGAUUCUGAAGUGCUGUCAUGUAUGUCUUCAGGGUGGUACCCUGCUCCAGAGGUUAAGUGGAAAGACAAAUUUGGGAAUGAUUUGAAUGAGCACAGUGAAAAAAUACUGAUGAGAGAAAGCAACGGAUAUUUCAAUGUGUCCCACAGUCUGAAACUAUUUGAUGAACAAAAUCAGUAUAUCUGCUCCAUAUGGCAUAAGUGGAUGGACAAGCCUAAGCAGACUCGAGUGAUAUUCUCAGAUGGAAAAAGCCUUAUCAGUGUGGAUGAUGGAGAGAAAUCGUCAGAUUUGUAAACAAGAAGAUGUGUUUCUCUAAACGCUGUCCUUACACCUUACAUGGAAAAUUCUGAUUUUUAUUUCUGCUUCUUUACUCUUGAUCAUGACGUGAUAAAUAAAUACUUUAGGUAGUGGAGAAAGUCUAAAGGUGAGUUGGGAAGAAAUGCAAUAGUUAUUUGUCCAUCUUUUACCUAAAGCUUCAGAGUAAAUUGCUCAGGCUUUGUGGCUUGUCCAUUUGAUGAGGUCUAAACAAUUGGCAUGAGUUUCAGACAGGCAUCGAGCAACAUGUAGAGAUGUUGGUCUGUACAGAUCCCUUUGACCAUAAGUUGAAUUUAUCCCACCAAUUGUCUUUUGAUACAUUUGAAGGAAGAGAUUUUAACCCUGCCCACCAGGUAGAAGACCAGGUCAAUGAGUGGCCACUCUUAAUUACCCUCUCUCUCCACAGCUGCACCCUUUCUGAUUCAAUUUACUACUUUCUUUGUCUCCAACUGCCCUUUUUAAAGCAGUUGUUAUCUUGGCAACUUUGGUCUCCAGCCUAUCUUGGACAUUCUUUUGUUCUCUCUACCCCUGCCCUUCUCUGCUUGUUUUCUUAUUUUUCCAGUUCUGGAACCUUGACGGGGGUCGUUGAUCCUGUUUCUCUGCCCAUUGAUGUUAUUUGACUUGCUGGGUGCUUUUUGCAUUUUUUGUUUUUGUUUUAGAUUUCCAAAGUCUGCAAUUUACUGCUUCAGUUUAGUAUCCAUAAUGUUAAUUGAAAUGUUAAUCACAUAUAGUUCUACUAAUGCUGAACGGAAAUUAGUUUUUUUGCCGAGUUUUAUUGCCUAGAAAGGCCGUUGGAGAUGGUUGUUGCAAAGUAGUACAAGAUUAAAGUAAAAUAAAGGAGUAAAAUAAAAUAAAGGAUUAAAGAAUUAACCAAAAUGACAAAAAUAUGAUUUGAUCUCCCUGGAAGAUAUAAAAAAAACAAAGAAAGAGGUGAUAGCUUUUCAAAAGAAGGGUCACUAACCUGAAUCAAGGACUCCAUGUGUUUGGCCCCUUGCCUGGCCACAAAUGCACCUGAUAAAAGUCUGAGGGACAGUCAACUUGGAAACCAACAGAAUGUAUGUACACGAAUGUGAAGUGGGUUACGUUUCCCAAGUUGGAACCCACACUAAAUGUUGUGUGUACAUUCCCACCCUGUAGGCAGUACAGAACUGCCAUUGCAUUUUCUUAGUUGGAAAAGCAGAGGAAGAAAUAAUGUGUUGAAUCGGGUGCACCAAAACAUUAGUCGUUGGGGGGAGCAGCAAUAGAAUGGGUUCUCUCACAAGUAAGGGAAAUGGCAGGAGAGUUGGAGAAACCUAAAAGGGAAAGUGGUAUGGAAGGUCAGCUUUUGUGUUUAGAAAGAGGAACUACAAUGCAGGGUUUUGAUGGGACUGGAGAAGUGUCUGCUGUUUGAUUUGGAUGGGGGAGUUCUGGGGAUACUAAAUAAGUCUAGCUGAGUUAAGUUGGGAUGACAUAAAACAGCAUAAAAGGGAGGUUUAUAGGUAUGAGAAAGGUGAUACAUUUCAGAUCAUGAUAUAUAUUCUGUGUAGGAGAAACAGCAGAAGUGUUUGGUAAUGGUCUGUGGUCUGUAAUGAAACACAAGGAAUCACAGCUGGUUGGCAGUGUGCCCUCUCCUGACAUGGCAUUUUAUUAAAAGGUUCUAUGCAAGCAAUAUGGUUUCAUACUGAGCCUUUUAAUAAAAUGACUGUCAGAUUUAAUUUGGGAGAACAUGACAGAAGCUAGUGUGUUGAGGAAGUUAGUUGUGCAUUGACGCCAAUAAGCAUUCAAAUAUAUACAAUGAUACAGAACUCAACAAUUUUGGAGAAGUAUCUGAAAUGAAGGAUGCCAGUGAGACUGUGUUUUAAUUGUGGCAUUUCUAUACUCAUUGCCCAUGAUUAAAGAGCAAUUGGGUUUAUUAUCCAAAAUUUCCUGUUCUUGCAUGACUAAUGCACUCAUUGGCAAGACUUCUUGGGUGUAUCUCAGUGGGGAAGUGAGCUUUAGAAAUAUAUUAAUCAUAAGCAACAGCCUCUAAUAUUCUUUGUUAGUAAUAGCAUAAUUUGAUUGUCAAAACUGCUAAUCAUAUAAAUAGCUGUUUUAAAUGCAUACUAUGUACUAUUGAAGUCCUAUAAAUGUAACUGUAAGCAUGAUGGAUGCUUGACCAAAGUAGGAAAUUCAAAGGUCAAGAGGGGAGAGUCAAUAGUUUAGUACUGUUUGUUAAAGAUGUUAUGGUCAGCAUAAGGAUGUUAAUUUGUGUUGGAACCUUGAGAACCAGGACCAUGGAUGAAAAAAGGUGAAGGGAGAGAGAAGUUACAAAUUGUAAGACUCCAGAUUUGUGCAACAUGAGGAGCUGAAAACAUUGAGAUAUCUGGGACCUUGUGUCUUGACUUGCAUGCAGAAUAUUAUGAACAUUGUGGAGCACAAGUGGGGUGGACUUAGUCUAUGAGUGAGAUACAGCUAUAAAUGAGUCUUUAUUCAAUCCAAGCAUUCAGGGAGAGGUGUACUGAUGGGCAUAUUUUAACAAUCUAAGGCCCUUAUCAUUCCUCUCCCUGCAUAUUUCUACUGCAUUGAAUAAAGACUCAUUUAUAGCUCUGUCUCAGAAUUCCAUUGGGUGUUUGAUGACAACAAAUAUUUUUCAGCAUUGCUUUGAAUUAAACAUGUAUGAAGACUGCUGGGAAUUGUCACACAAGUGUGAGUGAGAGUGCUGCUGGAUGUUAGUCAGUCAAUGUCUAUUCAAGAAAGUGAGAGCCGUGUGAGAUACAAGCCUUAUGUAUCAUUUAGUUCAAAGAUUAAUGUUUUACCGUAUGUCGCUUUAUUUGCAAAGAAUUAUUUGCAAAGAAUUAUUUGCAAAGAAUUAUUUGCAAAGAAUCUUGAAGAAAAAGCAAAAGUAUAAGUUCUAUUUUUCUCUAUUUUAAGCACUUAAUUUUAAUAAAAACAAAUUCUGUUCCA